AUGCAUGUUGGCUUUCUAGGAUCAUGCCCAAACGGCAGGGCUUCGCCUAAACGCUGCCUCAAUGACAGGGAGUGUGCCGCGUACAAACCGAGCACCACUUGCCUCUGCGGUCUGUGCUGUGAAGUGGCCGCUCGCUGUCCCGACGGCAGCAGCGGGUCGAAGCACUGCUGCACCGACGAAGAGUGUGAACUCUCCUUCAGCAGCAAUUACGGCUGUUACUAUGGCUUGUGCUGCUGGAAAUCCGGCUCGUUGUCAGCCGCCUCUAAGCGCUCGCAUUUGCCAAGGCUCCACUGUAUUUCGAACGAGGAGUGCGAAACGUUUCAUAGCAGAGAUUCAGCUUGCCAUGAUGGCGACUGUAUGACGAUCCGCAAUAGGUACUCGCUUCCGUGCGAGAAUUCCGCGCAGUGCCGUCAGGCGUACGGUGGCGAGUACUCUUGCCAGGGGAGUUACUGCAGUCGGCGUGUAGUAUUAAACGUUCUCAGCAGUGACCGCCACGGCUCUGAUUGCCUGACCAGCGCGAAUUGUGAGCCAUCUUUCGUCUGUGACCAGGGCCUUUGUCGUUCUACAAGCCAUUUACCGAAUCUGCCGUGCGGUUGUCAGCUUAAACAACGCCACCAGUAA
Messenger RNA from Soboliphyme baturini, 621 nucleotides. The record is from the annotation of a GenBank genome assembly. NCBI's taxonomy places the organism in Eukaryota, Metazoa, Nematoda, Enoplea, Dioctophymatida, Soboliphymatidae.